This is a messenger RNA of Gossypium raimondii (Peruvian cotton), 1281 nucleotides long. RefSeq lists its product as uncharacterized. Lineage: Eukaryota; Viridiplantae; Streptophyta; Magnoliopsida; Malvales; Malvaceae. The record is from RefSeq and is a predicted model, not a curated record. Bases 1 to 1281 code for a protein of 426 amino acids. The transcript is spliced from 2 exons.
AUGGAGAGAAGUGGCAACUCAAGUCCAAGCACCUCUUCUGGAAAAAAAACCACAAUGCUUUUCAUCAAUACUUUAAAGGCCCCGUUCAUCACUCAUAUGUUGGGAAGCGCCACUAAAAGCUUCUCAGAUAUAGUGAUGACCGGUGAAAUGAUUGAAAAUGGAGUAAGAAAUGGUAAAAUAGAUGCAGGGGAAAACUUUAAAAAAUCGACUUCGAGGAAGAAAGAAGGCAAGGUAAAUAAUGUGAGUACAUACAACAAGGGAUAUUCAAAGCCAAUCACUGUUGGUUCACCAAGGACGGUAGCUACCAGUCAUCAAGGCCCUCCGAGGCAGGAGUCCAAUUUGAGGUCAAAAAGACCCCAGUUUACACCUAUCCCGAUAACGGAUAAGGGGCAUUCGAUUAAGAAUUGUACUGCAUUCAAGAAGGUGGUCGAAAGACUCAUCAAAAUGGGUAUUGUAAAAUUAGAUGACCCCUCCGGUCCAAAUGUAGCAGGAAACCCGUUGCCCGAUUAUACGGAUAAAGGGGUAAAUGCGAUAGCCGAUGAUGGAAGUAAGAGAAUUAAGGCAGAUGUGAUGGAGGUAAGAACCCCAUUGAAAUGUGUUUGGGAACAGAUGGUAUGUAGGGGUCUAAUCACUCAAGUUUUAGACGAAAGGCCUAAAGGGGCAGGAAUAUACUGUGAGUUCCAUGCCAAGAAAGGUCAUAAUAUCCAAGAAUGUGUAGAGUUCAAGACCAUGGUACAAAAUCUAAUGGACAAUAAAGAGAUAGAGUUUUAUGAAGAAUUCAAGGAAUUUGAAGAAAGAGAGAUCUGCGCCUCAGAGGAAGGACCCAUAGAAAGGUUCCAGAAGGUCAAUCACCCAGUGGUGAUUAUUUCACGGCCAAUGAGCAAUGAAGCAGGGAUACAAAUACCACCGAAACUCAUAAUCCAAAAACCAGUACCCUUUUCCUAUAAGGAUAACAAAAAGGUUCCUUGGAAUUAUGACUGUAACGUGACAAUACCAGGAGAGGGGAACCCGAUAAAUGUUUCAGAAGAGAGUAAUGAUGAUGGAUUCUACACACGUAGUGGAAAGCGUUACGAUCCAGCAACUUCAAAAACAGAGCCUGUAAAAGGAAAAGCCUUGGUGGUCGAACGAAAGAAGGAAAAGGCGGUCCGAAUUGAAUCACCUGUCAACGAGCCAGUAACGGAGAAUGAAGUUAGGGAGUUUCUAAAGUUCUUAAAACACAGCGAAUACAGUGUCGUAGAGCAGUUACAUAAACAACUAGCUCGUAUCUCAGUACUAGUGUAA